Messenger RNA from Phanerochaete carnosa HHB-10118-sp, 636 nucleotides. RefSeq lists its product as uncharacterized. The record is from RefSeq and is a predicted model, not a curated record. The annotation marks the transcript as partial. Lineage: Eukaryota; Fungi; Basidiomycota; Agaricomycetes; Polyporales; Phanerochaetaceae. The transcript has a single exon.
AUGGCAGCUGCCUCGUGGCGUGGGACAGCUGGAUGUGCCGCGGUGCCGGCACUCAACGCAACUCGGGGCGCGACGCUCGCAACAGCGACGAGCAGCCCAAAAGUGAGCCUCAUCCUCCGCCCCCUCAUCUGCCACGACUUACACGCAUCCCACGAGAUGCUCAGACUCCCUUCAGCUCGUGCCUGCGUCGCCUCACGAACAUGCACGCUGCAUCCCCGACGGGCAACGGCAGCUCGCUCAUUCGCCGCGGCGGCACUGCCUGACGCACACACACAGUCGAUCGCGGGCACAGUCGCACACCACCGCUCCUACAUCCUGCUGCACACGCGCGUCCCGCCGCCCGCAUUCCCCGCCCGCGUGCCCUCGCCGCUCCAACGCCAGCUCCAGCUGCGCGCCGCGCGCUGGGGCGGGCUCGUCAACUUUGCCUGGCUGCCCCCCGAUGAGGCUGCGGAAGCAGCAGCAGCAGCAGCGGCAGGGGCCGUGCACAGUCCAGAGUGGGAACCCAAUGAGGAGGAGGAGGAGGAGGAGGAGGAAGCGUACCGCGUCUCCGCGUACGCGCAGGACCGCGGUCGGAUCGAUAUCCCGCGCGUGUCGAUGGCGAACGUCGACGAGGUCGCUGCGGCGCUGCAGAGGCAU